Messenger RNA from Saccostrea echinata, 1744 nucleotides. Its product is annotated as putative leucine-rich repeat-containing protein DDB_G0290503. The record is from RefSeq and is a predicted model, not a curated record. NCBI's taxonomy places the organism in Eukaryota, Metazoa, Mollusca, Bivalvia, Ostreida, Ostreidae. The transcript has a single exon. Bases 21 to 1490 code for a protein of 489 amino acids.
AACUUUAUGAACCACUCUGAAUGGCACAGAACCAGACAAAGAAAGGGAAAAAUUCCAAAACAAGUCCCAGUGACAAAGAGAUUACAAGCAAGGGAGAAGCAACAAAGAAUGACAAUGAUCACGAUCAAAAUCCAACGGAACCCAGCAGGAAAGUUACAGAGAAGGGAAAAAGUUCUGAGAAUUCCACAAAAAAGUCAUUGGAACAAUCCAAAACUUCCCUUGAUUUAACCAAAAAACAUUCUGACCAGGCAAAAAAUCAGGGAGAACCAGCCAAGGGCACAAAACCAAAAACAAGCUCAACCAAAAAAGUUCUGAAAAUAGAAAGGAAUCAUAGUGAAGCCAAAAAGAUUCUGUGUCAAAUGAACAGUCAGCUUACAGAACUUCUACUUGGACGACCAAGUCUUAUGGAAAGUCCAACAGACUUGACGCGAAGGUCAUUGAGUGCCAUACAGACCCUGACUAAGGAUAUUGAAGCUGUUCUUGACAGGUCAAGUAAGAAAUCUAGUUUUCUUGAGGACAUUGGACAUCUCUUGCAAGAAAAUUCUCAAAUCAAGCAAAUGUUACAUAAAUGUGAAUCUAAUCUAAAAAGUGAAAAAGAACUGGUGAAGUUCCAUACAAACAGGUCUAGAACAUUCCAGAAUGAUGUAGAGAAACUUAAGGUGGAGAAGAAGCAAGUAGCUGACAAAAAUAAGGAAUUGGAAGAUAUGAUAAUUGAGUUGGAAAGUAAAUUUGUGCAAACAAGGCAAAGCCAUCAAAAUGCCAUAAAAAUACACACGGAGAAGCAGGUUGGACUUCAGGAUAAGAUUAAUAAAUACGAAUUUUCUUUAUCAUCACUGGAGGACAAGAAUUCAGAGCUCACCACAGACAAUCAAAGUCUGAAAGACAAAAUACAGGAGUUAGAACAAAGAAACAAAGCCCUAGAAAAGAAGUGUCAGGGUUACCACAAAGACAUAGAGAAGGUUAAUCAUAAAAAUAAACUGCUGGAAAACAAAAACAAGAAACUCCAGUCUGAAGCGGAUAUGAUGAAUGUUCGAAAUAUAGAAUUAAAAAGCAAGCAUAAAUCAAUGAUAAAGGAAUCGAAUCAUUCCGAGGAGAAAAUCAAAGACUUGGAAGAAAAAGUCCAGACACUAACAUCUGAACUAGAGACUUGUUACACUGAAAAUGAUGAGCUAAGGGAUCAGAUUCGUCACCUAAAAUUAAAGCUUUCAGAACCUGAAGAAGAAUCAGAUUUAUUGAUAGAAGACUAUACACAGGUAUUGAAAGAGAAGGGUGAAAUGUACAGGAGACGAUUAUCUGGACCUAUCACUCCAUCAGUUUUACACAAACUAAGGAGAGAUGAUAGUGAACAUUCUUUGAUCAGCUGUGCCAACAGUGGCCUAAGUUCAACCUUAGAGAGUCAGGGUAGAGGGUCUGCACUCACUAGGCCACGCUCAGAACUCUCAGAUGUGAGCUUUGCGAACAGUUCUCAUUCAGAUGAAGUGCCUAGGUGAAAAAGGAACUCUCAAGGAGCAGACAUUUUAAGGACUGAUAUAAAAUCAACCAGACCAUCAACAUAUUGAAUUUCAACAAGUUGUGAAACCUGGAUAUAUGAUUUGAUCUGUAUUACAAAGUCUGUAUUUACUUACUGCCACAAAUACUCAAAAGUGUUAAAAUUCAAUAAAAACUGUUGAUAAUAGAUGUCCAAAUAUUGCCUGUCAAAUCUUUUUCAAAUAAAUAAUGCAAUGUAAGAUAAUCACCCCUCUUA